Asparagus officinalis (garden asparagus) is the source of this 825-nucleotide messenger RNA. Its product is annotated as serine carboxypeptidase 1-like. Bases 1 to 549 code for a protein of 182 amino acids. The record is from RefSeq and is a predicted model, not a curated record. The transcript has 7 exons. Gene Ontology annotation, biological process: proteolysis; secondary metabolic process. NCBI's taxonomy places the organism in Eukaryota, Viridiplantae, Streptophyta, Magnoliopsida, Asparagales, Asparagaceae. Gene Ontology annotation, molecular function: serine-type carboxypeptidase activity; acyltransferase activity, transferring groups other than amino-acyl groups.
AUGUCGUCUACAGGAAUAAUCGCCAGUGUAAAGCCUGCACUGAAGUUCAAGGGCUAUAUGAUAGGAAAUGGAUGCACGGAUGAGCAAUUCGAUGGGGAUGCUUUUGUGCCAUUUGCAAAUGGAAUGGGUCUUAUAUCAAAUGAUUUGUUUCAGGAAGUUAAGUCUGCUUGUCAAGGAAGUUAUUGGAACCCAGUAAAUGAAACCUGCGAAGAGAAGCUAAACAAAGUUGACCAGGAGCUUAAGGAUUUAAAUAUCUACGACGUUCUUGAGCCAUGCUACCAUCAUCCUGAAAUAAGAUAUUCUUCAGCUGAUGAUAUCAGGCUGCCUUCUAGUUUCAGAAGGCUUGGGGAGACCGAUAGACCGCUGCAUGUGAGGAGGAGAAUGUUUGGCCGCUCAUGGCCUUUCAGAGCUACGGUCAGAGCUGGACGUGUUCCAACAUGGACAGAGCUGGGACGCAAAAAACCUCUAUGCACAGAUGACCGAGUUGCAACUGUAUGGUUGAACAAUGAAGCUGUGAGGACUGCAAUUCAUGCACAACCGGUAAACUAGAUAUUUACUCAUAAUGCUGGAAGCAUGAUCAAGUAUCACAAGUACCUUAUUUCCUUAGGAUAUCGUGCACUUAUUUUCAGCGGUGACCAUGACAUGUGCGUGCCUUUUACUGGAAGUGAAGCAUGGACUAGAUCAAUGGGAUAUAAGAUUGUAGAUUUAUGGAGGCCAUGGUAUUUUAAUGACCAAGUUGCAGGGUAUUUACCCUACCUUUUUGCUUAUCACUAUUUUAGUCAUGGAAGAAAUUCUAUUGUACCGUUGCCAAUAAAUUUGCAUAAA